Lactuca saligna is the source of this 807-nucleotide messenger RNA. The record is from the annotation of a GenBank genome assembly. Lineage: Eukaryota; Viridiplantae; Streptophyta; Magnoliopsida; Asterales; Asteraceae.
AUGGAAUCGACGUCAUGGAAGUCCUCCUUUUCCGUCACCGUUGUCCGUCACUUCUACCUUCUGUCAAGACGAGUAACCCUAACCCUAUCCCGCCGCCACGAUGAACCGCCUUCUGAGGAAAAUGUUGUGCUACCAACACAGUCAUCAGACGUAACGCAUGAAUUUUAUCAGAAGCCAGAGGAAGUUGUUGUGAGCAUAUUUGCCAAGGGAAUUGCAGCUAACCAUGUGUCUAUCAAUUAUGGCGAGCAAAUAAUAAGUGUAACUAUUGAUGUCCCUGGGGAAGAUUCUUACAUUUUUCAACCUCGCUUUUUUUGGAAGAUAGUACCUGCAAGGUGUGGAUUUGAAGUUCUGUCAACCAAAGUUGAAAUCUGGCUUGCAAAAGCUGAACCUAUUCAGUGAAUUUUGUUUAUUGUUUUGAAAACACCAUUGGUGAGUGAGAUCAAGGAAAUAAAGGCAAAGAGUCAGAGAGGUGAAGGUAUUCUUCUUUCCAUUGUUGCUGGAAACCAACAUUCCAUCAUGCCAAAUCUUGAAUUUGAAUAUUCUGAUAAUGAUAUUCAUGAAGAUGCAUUUAAACUAAUUAAAUAUUCAUGUGAAGAGAUUUGCACAACGAAAGAACAAUCCAACAAAGUUUUUAAUAGGGGUGUAAACGAGCCGAGUCGAGCCGAAUACUACCAAGCUCGAAGCUCGGCUCGACUAAAAUACUCGAACUCGAAACUCGACUCGAGCCUUGAUUUUAAGCUCGAGCUCGGGCUCGUGAAAUGCCCGACAGUCUCAAGCUCGGAUCGGCUCGGCUUGACUAAAAUUUAA